This is a messenger RNA of Castor canadensis (American beaver), 536 nucleotides long. Its product is annotated as platelet factor 4-like. Gene Ontology annotation, biological process: chemotaxis; defense response; immune response. NCBI's taxonomy places the organism in Eukaryota, Metazoa, Chordata, Mammalia, Rodentia, Castoridae. The record is from RefSeq and is a predicted model, not a curated record. Gene Ontology annotation, cellular component: extracellular region. Gene Ontology annotation, molecular function: chemokine activity.
GGGAGGGUCCUUGGAGACACUGGCUUGCAGAGCUCCAGCCCCCACCUCUCCUGUGCACUGGAAUUCUGCUGGAACCUUGGCAACAUGAGCCUCUUAGGGGCCCUCAGCAGCCCCUGCCCUCGGCCCAUCCCAGGGCUGCUGCUCUUAGGGCUGCUGCUCCUGCCAGCUGUGGUCAUCUUCGUCAGUGCCGAACCAGAAGAAGGAGAUGGGGACCUGCACUGCAUGUGUGUGAAGACCACCUCCUCAGUGCAUCCCAAGCACAUCACCAGCCUGGAGGUGAUCAAGGCAGGACCCCACUGCGACACCGCUCAGAUGAUAGCCACUCUGAAGAAUGGGAGGAAAAUUUGCUUGGACCCGCAGGCUUCCCUGAAUAAGAAAGUAGUCAAGAAACUCCUCCAGAGUUAGCUACCAGCUGCCCUUCUGGAGUUCACUGUGUAGCAUGUUUGGGUUUUGUUCACUUUCAAUAUAACUGCAAAAGAAUCUUCUAAUGUUUUUAUUAUCCUUCAAAUCUUAAAAAUAAAUGGAAUGAAUCUGGU